UUUUCAGAAUGAUUUUGCUCCUUCUUUUCACUGUUCUGAUUGCCUUCCUGUUUCACGAAAUGUAUUGGAAGCGGCGAAAUCUCCCACCUGGACCAAUUCCUCUUCCAUUGAUUGGAAAUUUGCAAUCAAUGCUUCUAGAAAAGCCGGGAUAUGAAUGCUUUCGGAGGUGGAAUAAGCAGUUUGGAGACUUGUACACUUUCUGGAUGGGCAACACCCCAUACGUCAUCGUGAGCUCGUAUGAGCUGAUGAAAGAAACUUUUAUCAGAGAUGGUGACACUUAUAAAGACAAGUUCCCACAACCGUUCAAUGAAAAAUUCCGUGGUGGAAUCUUUGGAAUUAUUGAGACUAAUGGGCAUUUGUGGAAUACACAUCGCAGAUUUGCCCUCUCUACUUUACGAGACUUUGGGCUUGGCAAAGAUCUGAUGCAGGAAAAAAUUCUAAUAGAGGUUGAAGAUAUUUUCCGGAAAUAUGAUGCACAAAUUGACAAGGAUAUGGAAAUUUCUACAAUUUUACACAAUGCAAUCGCAAAUGUGAUUAAUCAAACAAUUUUUGGAUAUCGGUUUGAUGAAUCGAACCAGGAGGAGUAUAAAAAAUUAAAACACUUAAUUGAAUUCCAAGAAAAUGUGUUCACUUCCGCAAAAGUCACUGUGCAGGUUUUUGCUCCGAAACUCGGAAAGAUUCUGCCCGGAGAAUCAUUAGAAGAUUUGAUGAAAGACUGGAAAAAUAGUUUCUACGACUUUUUCAAUACCCAAAUCGAGAAUCACAGGCAGAAAAUUGACUUUGACUCGGAAGAGAGCCAAGAUUACGCAGAAGCUUAUCUGAAAGAGCAGAAGAAAUACGAAGCUCUAGGAGACACUGAGCUAUUCUCCAAUAAACAGCUAUCAAAUACUUGCUUGGACCUCUGGUUUGCAGGAUUAUCCACAACAAAUACAACUGCAAACUGGACAAUUUGCUAUGUUAUGAAUACUCCAGGAGUUUUAGAAAAAAUUCACGACGAGCUUGAUAAGGUGGUUGGGAGUGAUAGAUUGGUGACAACUGCUGAUAAGAAUAAUCUUCCUUAUAUGAAUGCAGUGAUCAAUGAAUCUCAAAGAUGCACGAAUAUUGUUCCGAUCAAUUUAUUCCAUGCAACCACAAGGGAUACAGUAAUAAAUGGAUAUCCAGUUAAAAAGGGAACUGGAGUCAUCGCCCAGAUUAGUACAGUUAUGCUUGAUGAGAAGGUCUUCCCAGAACCUUAUAAAUUCAAGCCUGAAAGAUUUAUAGAUGAAAGUGGAAAACUUAUAAAAGUAGAUGAACUUGUCCCAUUCUCAAUUGGAAAGCGGCAAUGCCCAGGCGAAGGACUUGCCAGGAUGGAGCUUUUCCUUUUUAUUGCUAAUUUUUUUAACAGAUAUCAGAUCUCACCAUCUUCGGAAGGACUUCCAUCAAUUGAUAAGAGCGAGAGAGUUGGAGUGUUUCCAAGAAAAUUCAAUGCGAUAUUGAAAAAGCGGCAUGUAUAAUGUAUAAUAUAAUAUAAUAAGUGGUGAUAUUUUUUUGUAUUUAUCUGUAUAAAUAAUUUUGAAAGCU
Molecule: messenger RNA, 1560 nt
Organism: Caenorhabditis elegans
Lineage: Eukaryota; Metazoa; Nematoda; Chromadorea; Rhabditida; Rhabditidae
Gene: cyp-33C7
Product: CYtochrome P450 family
Exons: 5
Coding region: 9-1493 (494 amino acids)
Source: RefSeq, marked reviewed